CAAUUAUUUCUUAUUGUAUUGGGUGACUAUAUUGUCUACAUUUGUUUCUUAGCGAAUAGCUUCAACAAGGCGGGCAUUGAACCCAUACCCAUCACUCAUUUUGUGUGUUUGAUGGCUAUUGCAAUCUUCGCAGGUAGUAUGAUCUCGUUCGUAACGUUUUAUCCCAUAUUACACUGUUUGCCGAAUGCUUUUGCUGAAAUGCUGAGGUUUGGCGACAGAUUGUUUUAUGAAGAUUGGUGGAACUGUACUUCCUAUACAAAAUUUUACCGAUCUUUGAAUAUACUUGUACAUGAUUGGCUGUACUUCUACAUAUAUUGUGAUAUGUACGCUAUUUUGAAAAGCAGAACUGUUGCUAUGUUGUCAGUUUUUCUGCUAUCUGCAAUUGUUCAUGAAUAUAUCGUAGCCGUUUCUCUCAGAUUUAUAUUCCCUCCUUUAUUCACAUUAUUUUACAUAGCUGGUAUUAUAUUCAUUUUUAUGACUCGAAGAAGAACCUCAAACUUCUGGAACUUUUUCCUUUGGUUUACUUUGUUGCUAGGAUAUGGACUUUUACUAGUUUUCUACUCUUUGGAAAUGUCUGCCAGGAUCAACUGCCCGAGGAUUUUAGAUUCUUGGCUAGACUAUGCAGUUCCUCGGUUUCUCCAUUGCAAUGUGAUAUCUUUCCCAGUUUAGCGUAAAAGUUUAGUUAAAAAGUUUUUUAGUAAAAAUAUAACAAUCUAACUCGACCUGUAUUCUAAAUAAAUAGAAUUCCAGACAAUCCAAUGAAAAUUUAAUUUUGGAUAUAUGUCUAACAUGUAUUUGGAAAUAGAGUGCCUCUAAUUUUGGGAGACUUAUUUAAGUAAUAUUGUAAAUUAGAAAUUUUCGAAUAUGUCCAAACUUAUUUGAAUAUCAUUAAGAGUGUAUCUCACUUUCUUUAAUUAUUUUAAACAAACUUUUAAAUCGAUGAAAUUAAGUAUGUCUUACUACUGUAGAUGUAGAAUUCUAGAAACUUUUACAGAAAUGGAAGCUUUCAGGUUUACUAAAUCUUUUUUAAAAUAUUUUAAAUCAGUUAUAUCUGAUUAAUAAUUAUUAAAGAAAGAUAAUUCAACUAAAAAAUACAUU
Argiope bruennichi is the source of this 1098-nucleotide messenger RNA. RefSeq names its product sterol O-acyltransferase 1-like. Bases 112 to 669 code for a protein of 185 amino acids. Gene Ontology annotation, biological process: cholesterol metabolic process. The transcript is spliced from 5 exons. The record is from RefSeq and is a predicted model, not a curated record. Gene Ontology annotation, cellular component: endoplasmic reticulum membrane. NCBI's taxonomy places the organism in Eukaryota, Metazoa, Arthropoda, Arachnida, Araneae, Araneidae.